Molecule: messenger RNA, 2438 nt
Organism: Syngnathus typhle (broad-nosed pipefish)
Lineage: Eukaryota; Metazoa; Chordata; Actinopteri; Syngnathiformes; Syngnathidae
Gene: cenps
Product: centromere protein S
Exons: 5
Coding region: 154-492 (112 amino acids)
Biological process (GO): replication fork processing; resolution of meiotic recombination intermediates
Cellular component (GO): Fanconi anaemia nuclear complex; FANCM-MHF complex
Molecular function (GO): protein heterodimerization activity; chromatin binding
Source: RefSeq, a predicted model, not a curated record
UCGUGCCGCGAAGUUCCUUCGGUUACCGUCACAGAAAUAAAAUCUCAUGUAGCUGCUUAGUGUUUUAGGACCAUUUUUUUUUACUUUAUAUUGUUCAGAAUUCGGAGCAAAUGAAGCUAUAUCAUACUUAAAGCUUUCUUGAGUUUACACGAAAUGUCCGAGAGCGAAGACGAAACGCGUCAGCGACUAAAGGCCGCCGUACAUUAUACGGUCGGUCGGAUGUGUCACAAAAUCGGUGAGGACCACCGCAGAGAAUUUAGCCGACAAGUCGUAGCGGCGAUAACCGAGACAGCCUUCAGACAAUGUGAUAUAUUUGCUAAAGACUUGGAAGCGUUUGCAAAACAUGCUAAAAGAUGCACUGUGUCAGCAGAGGAUGUCAAACUUUUGGCCCGUCGCAGCACAGCAUUGUCGAUACACAUACAGAGGAAAAGCGAAGAAGUGGAAAAAGAGCAGAAGGCUUUGAAAAUGAAGAAGAAGAGCAAAGACUCUUAAUAGCAUAGAAUAAGACACAGGAAAAUCCUAACGCCUCCCCACUCUUGUCCCAAACAUUCUAAUAAACAUGUCAACAAGAUGGCAAAAAUUUAUUUGUCAUGUUUUAUUUCCUCUAACACAGGGGUCUCAAAAUCCAGUCCUCGGGGGCCGCAUUCCUACAUGUUUUCAAAGUUUCCCUCAUUAAACACACCUGAUUCAAUUAUCAGGCUCCUGCAGAACGUGAGGAUGAACUGAUCAUUUGAAUCAGGUGUGUUUAACGAGGGAAACUUGGAAAACAUGUAGGAAUGCGCCCCCCGAGGACUGGAGUUUGAGACCCCUGCUCUAACACAUGGAUUUACACGGCAUGUUGCAAGUGACUUAAUUCCGAUUUGUGUUUUGCCGUUGGCUGGCGCUUUAGGAUACGUGGGAUGGCAGUGCACUUUAAUUACGCCUACAAAAAUGGGAAUUAGAAGAGCACACACAAUAUGGCGUAAAUAUGCUACAUUAAACAAGCAGUAUUAGACAGUAGAGUAAUGUGGUGGUUUCCCACAGUGAAUUCAAUAGGCUGGGUUGCCCCAACUCACCCUGUUCUCCUCAAUAGGAUCGCUGGUGGGAGACAUUGUCAAACAGAGGAGGGAGGUUGCAAAGAAAUUAGAUUAGGCCCAUGUGAUCCGUCAGUAUAGACAAAACUAUAUUGUAUGUUUGUCACCUGAAAUACACAACAAAUGUAAUCAGAAUUGGCCACUUGGACCUGCAGUGUAAAUCCAUUUAUCUUUGUUGAUGCGUUGGCACCAGCUCUGUAAAAUAGUCGAGUAGGCAUACUAUACUCAUUGUUGACUUUGUAAGCUUUCUACAAAAGCGUAACACCAGUGACCAUUCCACAGACUUGACAGUUAGUCAUCCAAUCACCAUAAGAGUUUGGAAAGAAAAUACCCUUUUAUCCAGGCACUCACAGCAGUACAUGAAAAUCUCCCAUUCAAGCAGAAGGGGGAAAAUAGAGCAGUUUCUCUUUUUGACAAGCUAAGAAAGUGAGCAAAAAGACAGGUACUACCACAUGUCUGAGAAGGCCAUACACUCAAAGUGUUGGAAUUUCCGUCUUCGUCCUUCAGUCGGGGUUCAAAUGGAGACCUCGACCAGCGGAGCCCAAGGUCCCUAGAUGUGUGAAUUGAAUUAGUUUUUUUAAUCCCACGCAAGUAGCAUCAACUUAAUCUAUUAAUUUUAUUAGACACCUCCCUUCAUUUGACAACUUUUGCCACACAAACAUUAAUAGGCGAUAUAAAAAAGGGAGACUCCACGUUCUCACAUCACACUGACAUCCCCACCAGGGGUUUCAUCAGUCUGCGUCAUCCACAUCAAAUACACACCUACAUAUCCGUCUAGGAACAAGGAACAGCACACACCAUACAGCAUUCAACUCUGAUUAUAGAAGCAUUACAAAGAGCACUACACUCCACUACAUUUUCAUGUUGACACAAUUGGUAGAAGUGGAAAAUCUUGCAAAGGUUAAAAAGUGGGGAAACAAAUCUUUUGACAUACUAAUCAAAUAGAUGUCCACAUUGAAGGGGUGAGGUGCUUGUCGCAUCUGCUGGUUCCACUCACACAUUCAUAGAAAAUCAGUCACAUUUUAGGGGGGAGGCUCGUUCACCGCACAGGCAGUCCUCAGUCCGCUCACUCACCAACCGCUCCACUCUUCGCCACAAGCCAUCCGCACUCAGAUUCCCCCCCGCAUCCAAAAAAAUGUCACUUGCGCAGUUCUCGCUCCAAUCAAUAAAAAAAGUGAAAACACACCCACCGUCUCGUGAGAACAUGCGGAGUGAAGCCGUUGUUUGAUGGCAUAGCAUUUACACAGGCAGGAAGAGGGAGAGUGAUAGCGCUUAUCGCCGCUGCGACAAUGCUGCCAUAUCGGAGCUUCCUUGCAGGGAAACGGAAGAGAGGUCAACUGCAGAAGAGAUUUCAAUGAAGGCUUU